AUGCCGGCCGACCGGCUCCUCAACACGGUCUUGCAGCUGUACCAGAACGUCCACGAUGACCGCAAGACGGACCAGAUCAUCGGCUCGACAGUGAACCUCCUCGCGAAUCUCUCGAACCCGCUGAACCUUGGGGUUCUCACCUCGCAGCUGCUUAUCGCACCGGCCAUCUGGCACCGCCGCGAGGGCCUCCAGACGAGCCUGCGCAUCAUCUCCAUCUACAACAGCGCAGCGAUCCGGGUGCGCCAGAAUGGGCUGGACAAUGCCAAAAUCAAGAUCCCCAACGCUCCGCGGCAGGGCGGCGGGCUCAGCUGUGAUACGUGGGUCAGGGCCGUAGUCAAGGGCGCCGACGAACGCUCCAACCGGUGGCAACAUUUGCUGGUCCUGACGGGCAUCCUGAUGGGCAUGGAAGGCAACGAUAGAAAGUCGCUGUCGCGCGGUCUGAGGAAUACGCUUGAGGAGGCGGUCGUGACAGCCGCAAAUCUGGCGUUGGAGAGCCAGGAUGGGUCGUUUGCUUCGGCGUCGAUCGUGCUUGCGCUCAACUACGUCUUCCCGUUCCUCUCAGACCUCCACCAGAGCGCGAUCAAUUGCAAUGCGCUGCUGCCGAUUGCCGUUCUGGCUAUUACGGGAGAGGACGGCUUCCAGGACGGGCGGUUCUUGGAGGACAUCAGAAAAGAUGUCAGACAACACGGCCAGAUGGUCGAGUGGGCCCCGAAUACCUCCUCAUUUCAGCUGUUGCAGUCAAUCGAACGCAAACCGCUGAUGGGCGGGAUGGGGCCCUUGUCGAGGCUGACAGCCUUUGCCGUCACCAACGCGACGGACUCUGCCAUCGUCCUUGAGGCCCAGGACUGCCUCCUUGAGUUUUCGCAGAAACUGUUCCAGCAGUGGCAGCGCAAUCCGUUAUCAACAGUGGACGCCGCCGACGAAACGGCACGGCUGGAGCCCAACACGCUGGAGGCUACCUGGCCGGUCUUGUGGGGGACGCUAAAGAAGACGAUGUACGCUACGGUCGCUGUUAUGCAAGCCGUCAUCGGACGCAGCCUGCUCGACCCUCGCAUGAGGAACGACGUCACGGCUCCCCAGGUCGCCACCAAAUCAUUGCACACCCUACGAUUCUUGUUCUUCAUCUCGUCGAGGCACGGAGCCGGCGCGUUUCAAGCAUACACAUUCACCUAUCUCACAUCCCUUGACAUAUUGGCACGCUUUGGGGACGCGUGUGUGUCCUUCCUAGGCGAGACGAAGCCCCCUCAUGCGGGAGCAGUGCCUCCUAGCCCGCUAGACCGGACACUGGACCUUUUUUAUAUGAACGUGUCGGAGCACCUGCCCCUCAACAUGCCCACCGAGGCCUGUGACAGCCUCAUCGUCCGGCCAGCAACCGCCUAUCUCACUCACAUCGGCACAAUGACGGCAACCAUGGUUGAGCUGUUUGAGGCUGCUCACAGCGCCGUUCUUUCGGUAUUGUCUUGCCCACAUAACGGCCCCUUGACCGUCAGUCUCGUGCCGUUCUAUAUCGAUGCUCUUUUUGCAUCCUUCCCUUCACAGAUAUCAUCACGACAGUUCCGAGUGGCUUUCAAAACAGUCAUGCAGAUCGUUUCUCCGCCAUUCCCGAUCUCGCUCAUGGAACCGCAACUGUCCGAGACAUUGCUCGAGAUGGUGCGCUUCAAGGCCAUGGACGCGAGCACCACUCUCCUGCCUCAGACGCAAGACGUCAUCGCGCAAAGCGAGAAGGGCCUCACAACACAACAAGAGCCCCUCUCAGAGCAGAGCUCGCUCGUCCUGACGCUCAUCGACUCCUUGCCCUUCCUGCCGUUGCCGCUUGUGGAAGACUGGAUGACCCUGACGGCGCAAGCGAUGAACGAGAUUUCCGACCCCGUCAUGCGUCAGCCUGUUAAGGACCGCUUCUGGGAGGUGCUGGUCAGCGGCGAGAUGGAUGUCGAAAGGGCCACGAUUGGCGUCGCAUGGUGGACCACCAAGGGUGGGCGGGAGUUGGUCUUGGGGCGGGUUGUGCAGCAAGUCCCCAUGAUGAGUGGUGCGAUAAUGGACGAGAGCAAGUCGAGUCGGUUGUGA
Colletotrichum graminicola M1.001 is the source of this 2064-nucleotide messenger RNA. Its product is annotated as peroxin 8. The transcript has a single exon. NCBI's taxonomy places the organism in Eukaryota, Fungi, Ascomycota, Sordariomycetes, Glomerellales, Glomerellaceae. The coding region runs from base 1 to 2064 and encodes 687 amino acids. The record is from RefSeq and is a predicted model, not a curated record.